This is a messenger RNA of Vigna angularis (adzuki bean), 2256 nucleotides long. RefSeq names its product pentatricopeptide repeat-containing protein At5g21222. The coding region runs from base 292 to 2079 and encodes 595 amino acids. The transcript has 4 exons. Gene Ontology annotation, molecular function: protein binding. NCBI's taxonomy places the organism in Eukaryota, Viridiplantae, Streptophyta, Magnoliopsida, Fabales, Fabaceae. The record is from RefSeq and is a predicted model, not a curated record.
CGAUAAAUAUUUGUGGAUAAGAAUCUCCGGUGUAUGCCACACACAUAACCACUACACGACAAUUGGAUCUUCUUCUAACUAUGUAACAACUUCAAAUUCUAACUAUGCGGCUCUAGCUUCCACCAUAAGCUUCCCAAGAGCUCUACUGAGGUUGAUUCUUUUGUGUGGUCCUGAUAGUAUAAUCCUGGAUGAGGCAUGUUGGUUAUAAUGUGCCAGUAAAAUAAUAGCCAGCCAGAAUCUGAUGCAGUCAAGGUAGAUUUCUUAGUGAUGGAUCUACUCUAGCCAUCAGUCAUGGAUAGAAGCCAGAAGGGAGCCCUCAUGAGCAAUCAAAGCACUAAAGACUUAUCAGUUAUGGUUCUGAAACAGCAGCAGUACCAGAAGAAGCAACCUAAAUUAAGCUCUACUCCGGAAGGGACACACAAUGAAUCCCAUUGUCUUAUCUGUAGGGGGGGAAACAGUUGCCAAACAGUUCUUUCAAGAACAAAACUGAUGAAUACUUUGAUUGGAAAAGGGAAGCCGCACGAAGCUCAGACCGUCUUCAACAAUUUGACUGAAGAAGGGCAUAGGCCUACUCUCAUAACAUACACAACUCUUGUGGCUGCUCUAACCCGCCAAAAGCGUUUCAAGUCUAUUCCUGCAGUUCUUUCUAAAGUUGCGGAAUUUGGGAUGAAGCCUGAUUCAAUACUUAUCAAUGCCAUGAUCAAUGCGUUUUCUGAUUCUGGCAAGGUUGAUGAAGCCAUGAAAAUAUUUAAGAAAAUGAAGGAGUAUGGAUGUAAACCAACAACCAGUACGUAUAAUACCCUCAUUAAAGGAUUUGGCAUUGCUGGAAGGCCUUACGAGGCUAUGAAAUUGACAGAGAUGAUGGCUCAGGAUGAAAAUGUGAAACCCAAUGAUAGAACAUAUAACAUUCUCAUUCAAGCCUGGUGUACCAAGAAAAAAGUGGAAGAAGCAUGGAAUGUUAUGCAUAAAAUGGUGGCUUCUGGCAUUCAGCCGGAUGUGGUCACAUAUAACACGAUGGCAAGGGCAUAUGCUCAGAUCGGUGAAACAGAGAAAGCUGAAAGAUUAAUAUUGAAAAUGCAGUACAGCAAAGUAAAACCUAAUGAACGAACUUGUGGUAUCGUAAUAAGUGGUUACUGCAAGGAAGGCAAUAUGACAGAAGCCUUGAGGUUUCUACACGGAAGAAUGAAGGAGCUUGGUGUGCAUCCAAAUCCAGUAGUUUUUAACUCGCUUAUCAAGGGAUAUCUAGACAUUAAAGACACAAAUGGAGUAGAUGAGGCACUGGCAUUGAUGGAAGAAUUUGGGAUCAAACCAGAUGUAGUGACAUUUAGCACCAUCAUGAAUGCAUGGAGUUCGGCAGGGCUUAUGGAUAAUUGUGAGGAGAUAUUCAAUAACAUGGUGAAGGCAGAUAUAGAACCUGACAUCCACGCAUAUAGCAUCCUUGCAAAAGGAUAUGCACGUGGUGGACAGUCACAAAAGGCUGAGGCUCUUCUGACUUCCAUGAGCAAAUAUGGUGUAGAACCAAAUGUGGUGAUCUUCACUACCAUCAUCAGUGGAUGGUGUGCAGAAGGAAAACUGGAUCGCGCCAUUAGACUUUAUGAGAAAAUGCAAGAUGUGGGAAUUCCCCCAAAUUUGAAAACUUAUGAAACCUUGAUAUGGGGAUACGGAGAAGCAAAACUACCAUGGAAAGCAGAAGAGUUACUUACUACUAUGGAAGAGAGGGGUGUUGCCCCUGAAACAUCCACUGUGCAACUGGUUGCCGAUGCUUGGCGUUCCAUUGGUCUAUUCAAAGAAGCCAACAGAAUUCUAAAUUAUUCAGAAGAAGAAGGAUGUGACGACAAGACACAGGUGCAAAGCUUGGAGAGACAGAAAUUCAGUGCAAUACCUGAUGUAGUGGUACCUCAUCCAGAAAGAACAACUAAUGGCAACAUAAACAUGCGAAAUAUUUCCACUUCCAUGUUUUUGGUUCGUACAACAAAUUCAUAUGGAGUACAAGCACAUAUUGUAAGUAAACAGCAGAUUCAAAAUCAGGUUGUUAGGCCAUUCCUUGACUAUUGCGGAGUAGUGUCAAUACUCUGUUGAGGUGACUUUUCUCAACAAUGUCAGAAUAGAUUUGUUUGCUUCCAUGCCAAUGAGUUCAUGUGGAAAAACUGUAGAUAUCAUUAAUGGACUUCAGAAAUCAGAUACACUUACACACUUGGUUACUUGUAUUGUUGCAUGCACUAAGCAUUAUUGGAAAAUCUUAUUUUUAUAUAAAUA